Messenger RNA from Myxozyma melibiosi, 2613 nucleotides. RefSeq lists its product as uncharacterized. The transcript has a single exon. Gene Ontology annotation, molecular function: protein binding. The coding region runs from base 409 to 2226 and encodes 605 amino acids. The record is from RefSeq and is a predicted model, not a curated record. Lineage: Eukaryota; Fungi; Ascomycota; Lipomycetes; Lipomycetales; Lipomycetaceae.
UCGGGGAUACGGUGGUGAGUGAGAUCUGGUGGGUAGUGAAAGAGUGAGAUGUCAGAGGAGUAGAAGAAGAAGAAGAAGAAGAAGAAGAAGAAGCAGUAGAAGUAGAAGUAAUAGCAGCAACAGAACAAAUAUCAACACAACUAUCAGCAGGAUAAGCACUCAACUACUAAAUGGGGUUAAUCGCAGCCGCUGCUUAUCGGUUUCCGGGGUAACGAGCUGCACUGACACCCGACGAGGGCCUCGUGUUUAUUGCCAAGCUUGGCGCAGCAGGCGCGAUCCGCCUGCUCGUCCGCGUCCCUCCUCCUUCGCUCUUCUCUUCCUCUUCUCACCUUUCUCUGUUGUUGUCCUCCUCCGAGCAGCUGCCUCGUCCUCUUCUUCUCUUUCUCCUCCUUCUUCUCGUUCUUCUCCAUGCGCUCUGAUCGCCGCGCCAGUCCGCUCUACCUCUCCUCCCGCUCAAAUGCCCUGCACUUCUACGACCCCUCCCCGCAGCGCAGACACCUCUCCACCCCCGACCACUUCCCUCGCCAGUCCCUGACCUCCUCCAGCUACUCCACCCACCUCCCUCCCAACUCCCGCGCAAACGCCCGCGCCGCCUUCUACCAGCUCUUCGCCGACGAGCUCAGCAUCACCGCCGAACUCUCAGUUCUAGAUGCGGCGUCAACGCCAGCCAAGCCGCCCUCGCCCGCCCCGGCCUCGCGCUCGAGCGACUCCUGCUCGUCCGCAAACUCCUCCGCUUCUUUAUUUGAGCGCCCGGCGACCGUCUCUUACCGCUCGCUGCUCGAUUUCAACGAGCCCCCCGCCAGCGUCGUCGCAAACUCGUCCUCUUCAGACUCGGCCUCGGACUCGUCCUCUGACUCCUCCGACUCCGAAGACGAGGUAGAUCCGUUCAUGCCGCUGCGCUCACAGGCUCAGACCACUUCGUCUGCGACCCCGAAGAAGCCCGCCGCCGGCACGAGAUCAGUCCUGCCGCCGCCGAUGCCGCUCGUGCACAGCAAGCCCGCGGUCUCGUCCUCGGGUGCGUCCAUCAGAUCGUUCAGAUCGAACCUGUCGGCGCGGCGCGCACUCGUGCCCAAGCAUCGCACGCCGACGCUGGACUCGCUCCCGCUCGAGAUCCUGGACGAGAUCUGCUCGUUCUUGCCGCAGAAGGAACUACUGGCCUGUGUUUUGACCUGCAAGAACCUCGCCUGCUCGAGCUACGUCUUUCUCUACCAGAACCCGGUGUUCAAGUCUACGUACCGCUUCGCGCAGUUUGUCAGCGUCAUCACGCACGACCGCACGCUCGCGUCCUACGUGCACGACCUCGAUCUGUCGAACGUCGAGAUCGGCCUCCAGGGAGACGUCGUCCUCGCUGGCUGGCGCGACUGGAAGUAUCGCUCGGAGCCGUUGUACUGGACUCGCAAGCACCACCACCACCAUCAUCACCACCACCACCACCAUCACCACACCACGACCCCUACCACCAACACCAACGCCAACACCAAGCGCAAGCGAGCCAACACGACCGACGCACUGCAGACGCCUCCGGUGCCGCAGACCGAAUCACAGCCGCAGCCGCAGCCUCAGAAACCGUCGAUGCGGCGUGCGUCGCUGAGUUUUUCGUCGUCGUCGUCGAGACCGAAGCACAGCCACCGUCACCGCCACCACCAAUCAAUCUCCCGGCCGCAGAUCCAGGAACCGGAGGCCAAGAAAGCGCCGGCGCCUGCUGUUGCUGAAAAACAACAACAAGAGGAGACGCCGGUGCCGAGCGGUCAGCAUCCGCUGCAGUCGCCGCUGCUGAAGCAGUACUCGCUCUCGCGCGACGUGCCCAUCGGCGCGAUCUUGCACGUCCUGCGCGCGUGCCCGAAGCUCAAGUCGAUCGACUUGUCGAACCUGCCGCUCGCGGCGGACUACUACGUCACCUCGCGCAAGUAUAAGCCUACCGCGUUCACCAACCUGCUGUUUGUGAGCGACGUGCCCAAGUCGUAUACCUGGCGCACGGACGAGACAGUGCAGGUUGUGGCGCAGCGGGAGCUCGUGAGCGCGAUUCUCGAGCUGCGAGAGCUCAGGCAGCUGAGCAUGAAGGGCCUCGUCUGGGUGAGCAAAGUGGUUGCGAAGCGGAUUCUCGAGCACGAGAUCCUGAGCCAGACGCUGGAGUAUGUCAACUUUGAGCAGUGCGGGAUGAACAGAGGCAACCCGUGGGCGAAGGAGGGCAAGGUUGCCGACUUUGCCGAGGUCAUUGAGGAUUGAGAUGCAUCACACAUCAGGAUGAGGAAAGCAUAGCAAGGAAAUAUCACGGGCGGAAACAGGAAGGAAUGCAAGGGAAAGAAUAUGGGUACAAAACGGUUGGCAACAGGCAGGAUUUCUUUCGUUUCUUUAUAUUUUCAAUUUGUUAUUGUCGAGGGCGGCGGACUGCAUCGAAUCCGGAUUUUUUUUUCAUUUCUCGUUAUCUAUCUUUGCUUUCGUUUAUCGUUUAUCGUUGAUAGACUGGGUUUGUUUCUUCUUCUUUUAUCAGUUAUUUGAUUUCUUGCUGGAUUUUUACAUCUCCAAAUGUCGCGUUCUAUUGUACUGCUAGCUAUUAAAAAAAGCUGAAUCUGAUUGUUUGAUAUUUCCGGAUUGGGUAAAGUAAUGACGUUA